Messenger RNA from Heterobasidion irregulare TC 32-1, 519 nucleotides. RefSeq lists its product as uncharacterized. The record is from RefSeq and is a predicted model, not a curated record. Lineage: Eukaryota; Fungi; Basidiomycota; Agaricomycetes; Russulales; Bondarzewiaceae. The transcript has 2 exons. Bases 1 to 519 code for a protein of 172 amino acids.
AUGAGGAUGGGAAAACGCUCAGCAGAUGAAUUCAUCACAGACUAUCUCAUGACUGCCGGAGACAGUGGAUUUGACCUAGAAUCCACUGUUGACUACUUCCACCAAGCCAUACACCUGGAAAUCCUCAAACAAAUCUAUAGACUAACAGAAAUGCCGACUACAAUGAAUGACUGGGUAAAAUACACCCAAAGAUUUGACAACCAGUGGAGAGAGCUCCAGAGCAUAAAAAGCUCUGUCCCCACCAUGAUGCCCCGUCGCAACAACCCCUUCCGCUACGACUCUUCCAAUGCUCCUGCCUCCAUGAAUAAUUCAAUUCUAGGCUAUGAGCUGAGGGUGGGUGUUUUUAUUGCCAACAAAAAGGACAUAUGGCAAACCAAUGCCCUGCUAGGGCUUUGUCUAGGGUAUAUGAAGAGGGAAUUGGAUAUGUUCAACCAGGUGGUGGGAAAGUGGGGUACCACCUGGCUCAAGCUAGCAGAGCAUUGGCUAGCCGAGGAGGAAGCUAUGGCAGAGCACUCCUAG